CAGAACAGUCAAACCCACAACGUCAUUCAGCCAAGCGCAACAUGCAAGACGUCAACCUUCUCGCGCAGACUCUCGAAAACGUUAUCCCAAAGGCCGCUUUGAAGCGUGGCUCGGAACCUCUUCGCGAUGCUUGGCGCAAGCUCGCGGAGCUCGAUGAGCAGUCUCCUGCCCGCGCAGCCUACCGGGCUGACGAGAAGGCCUGGCUUCUCUAUUUUGAGAUGAAGAGGGUCACGGACGCCGGCUCUAAAUACCAUGUUCCAGACAAAGCGAAAUACCGGGCGUUCUUGGCAGAGCUGGAUACCUGGGAGCCUAAGAAGAUCGAGGACGCUUUCCGAAGGCUCGUAAGCGAGAACUUGAGCAGUGAGCUACUGCAACAGCUGGGAGAUGCAAUUAAAAGGCUCAAGGAAAGAACAAGGAUCACUGAGCCCACGGCCGUUGCGCCAGCCGAUGCGCACGUCGAUGCGCAAGUCGAGCCGUCACGCAGUACUUCAACCACACCACUUCCAUUUGACCCGAUCAGAGCUUCGGCGACUACGGCACUUCCAUCAGAACACCCGACGCUCCCCACGACUCCGGUCACCCCAGCAAAUCCUACAAACUCCCUGAGCAGCGCAUCGAGAACCCAGUCUCCUGCUCGCUUUGUCCGACCUUACACUCAGCGCGGAGUCCUCAAUAGCCAAGGCACACCGCCUGUAACGAAGAUUCUGGUCGAGACUCAAGAAAAACCGUUCCUACAAAACCUCCACUCGCCUUCUUGGGAGAAUCUCGGUCAGAUAUUCCCGCGAACAUUCCGUGACCUACUUGUCCCACGCACAGGUGCCGGAUAUCGUGGGUUCUCCGCCGGAGUUGUGCUAGGCCUCUCAAACCCUGUCUUCCGCAAAGACUUGUACGACGGGCAGGUCCAGCUAGAGAUCAAGUCCGGCCAUUUACCCAUGCUUGUUGAGAAACUCUUCAAUCUCGAGAUGAAGACCGAGGGCAAUCUCAGAAGUUAUGUCACACAGACAGGGCAGUCGCUGGAGUUGUCUGAAUCAGAGAACGCGCCCAUCAAGUACCAAAGGCUUAGAGGCUGUGUUUUCGAUGCCAUUACAGACAGCAUGUUUGGUGCGGAGAUGGCUACCGCUAUACGGGGGAGCGAGCAGUUCAAAGAGGACCAUGCGAGCUUCUGCGGCGUCAUGAGCCAGUCUACGGACGUCUCGUUAUUCACAUUCGCUCAAAACAUGUCAGUUCCAAAUGUUCCCGGCCCAGGCUUCUCCAAAAAACGAUGCGUCAACGGCUGCGAAUAUCGUCCUGGCAACAUACUUAACCCGCUCUACAUCGGCUGCAAAGUGUGGAUCUACAUUGCGGGGACCGAGUGCGAUGAAUGCGUUGCUAAAGGCGUCUUUCCGGAUAAUGUUGCUCACCUGACGCGGGUGCAAGGGCCAGAGAAGGUUUGGGCUUGGUUGAAAGGGCUAGCAGAUAAGCUGGAGAAAGCCCAGAUCGAGAAGGUGGACGGGGAGAGAAGGGAGAACGCGGAAGGCGGAGAAAACACAUGGACCGCCAAGCCUGGCUAAGGUACGUACCAAAGCUAGCCAAUGAAUGACUAAGGUUACGCC
Microdochium trichocladiopsis is the source of this 1592-nucleotide messenger RNA. RefSeq lists its product as uncharacterized. Lineage: Eukaryota; Fungi; Ascomycota; Sordariomycetes; Xylariales; Microdochiaceae. The coding region runs from base 42 to 1550 and encodes 502 amino acids. The record is from RefSeq and is a predicted model, not a curated record. The transcript is spliced from 4 exons.